Messenger RNA from Camelina sativa (false flax), 2420 nucleotides. RefSeq names its product protein AUXIN SIGNALING F-BOX 3. Gene Ontology annotation, molecular function: protein binding. The record is from RefSeq and is a predicted model, not a curated record. Gene Ontology annotation, cellular component: SCF ubiquitin ligase complex. Gene Ontology annotation, biological process: SCF-dependent proteasomal ubiquitin-dependent protein catabolic process. Lineage: Eukaryota; Viridiplantae; Streptophyta; Magnoliopsida; Brassicales; Brassicaceae.
AACAACAACAACAUCUUCAACGGUUCAGAUUCAUUUUUGUCGCAUUGAACCAUUCUCCACCGUCGGAUCAUCCUCAUCGCACACCAAAAAUCUCAAACUUAACCAUGGUUUAGCUUCUCUUUUGGUCAGCUAGGUUUAGCUUCUCCUCUGCUUUAUUAUGUUUUGUUUUUUUUUUUAUUACCAUAAGAGUUUUGUACUGUUUUUUUUGCUUGCUCUCUCUCUCUUACUCUCUCUCAUCCAAAUCUUUGAUCAUCUCAUCAUCAUUGGACUUGAAGCCUAACUCCACACACACAGUUUUAUCCAGAUUCAUUAUUUUUUCAACGUUUUCCUCGUUUUCAGUUUCUUUUUCCUUCUUCUUCUUCUUGUUCCAUCGAAUCAUCAUCAUCGGCGAGUUUAGUCACGACGACGAUCUUAGUAGUUCUUGAUACCAAAGAAGAAGCUUCACUGAGCUGAUCUUGAAGUUUAAUUAGAGAGGAAAAGAAUGAAUUAUUUCCCGGAAGAGGUCAUAGAGCAUGUUUUUAACUUCAUAGCUUCUCACAGAGACAGGAACUCGAUAUCUCUUGUAUGCAAAUCGUGGCACAAGAUCGAGAGGUUCUGUAGGAAGAAAGUGUUCAUCGGGAACUGCUACGCCAUCAACCCGGAGAGAUUAAUCGGGAGGUUCCCGUGUCUCAAGUCUUUGACUCUCAAAGGGAAGCCUCAUUUCGCUGACUUCAACUUGGUUCCUUAUGAAUGGGGAGGUUUCGUGCAUCCUUGGAUUGAAGCUUUGUCUAGUAGCCGUGUUGGACUUGAGGAGCUUAGGUUGAAGCGGAUGGUUGUGACUGAUGAAAGCUUAGAGCUUCUUUCACGUUCUUUUCCAAAUUUCAAGUCUUUGGUUCUUGUCAGCUGUGAAGGUUUUACUACUGACGGCUUAGCUUCCAUUGCCUCUAAUUGCAGGCAUCUUCGUGAGCUGGACUUGCAAGAGAAUGAAAUCGAUGAUCAUAGAGGUCAAUGGCUGAACUGUUUUCCAGACAGCUGCACUACUCUUACCUCUUUGAAUUUCGCCUGUCUUAAAGGAGAAACCAAUGUGGCUGCUCUUGAGAGGCUUGUCGCGAGGUCACCAAACCUCAAGACCUUGAAGCUAAACCGUGCUGUACCGCUUGACGCACUCGCAAGGUUAAUGAGCUGUGCGCCGCAGCUUGUGGAUUUAGGAGUAGGGUCUUAUGAGAAUGAGCCUGAUCCAGAAUCUUUUAGGAAACUCAUGGCUGCUAUUCAGAAGUGCUCCUCGUUAAGGAGCUUGUCGGGCUUUUUAGAGGCUGCUCCACUCUGUCUCCCAGCGUUCUACCCGAUUUGUCAGAACCUUAUCUCCUUGAACCUCAGCUAUGCAGCUGAGAUUCGAGGCAACCACCUCAUCAAGCUUAUUCAGCUUUGCAAAAGACUUCAACGGUUAUGGAUAUUGGAUAGUAUUGGCGACAAAGGACUUGUGGUUGUGGCUGCCACAUGUAAAGAGUUGCAAGAGCUGAGAGUUUUUCCCUCCGAUUUACAUGGUGAAGAAGAUAACAACAACGCAGCUGUGACUGAAGUCGGACUAGUCGCCAUCUCCGCAGGUUGUCCCCAACUUCAUUCGAUUCUAUACUUCUGCAAACAAAUGACAAACGCAGCGCUCAUUACCGUGGCCAAGAACUGCCCAAACUUCAUCCGGUUCAGGCUAUGCAUUCUCGAGCCACACAAACCUGACCACAUCACAUCUCAGUCACUAGACGAAGGCUUUGGUGCGAUCGUACAAGCUUGCAAGGGUCUAAGACGGCUCUCUGUCUCCGGUCUUUUAAACGACCAAGUCUUCCUCUACAUCGGUAUGUAUGCAGAAGAGCUCGAGAUGCUUUCGAUAGCUUUUGCAGGGGAGACUGACAAAGGAAUGCUUUAUGUGUUGAACGGAUGCAAAAAGCUGAGGAAGCUGGAGAUAAGAGACAGUCCAUUUGGGAACGCGGCUCUUCUUGGUGACGUGCAUAAAUACGAAACAAUGCGAUCCCUUUGGAUGUCGUCUUGUGAAGUAACACUCGGUGGCUGCAAGAGGGUGGCUAAGAAUUCGCCACGGCUCAAUGUAGAGAUCAUCAAUGAGAAUGAGAGUAAUCGGAUGGAGGGGAAUGAAGAAGACGAAAGAGACAAGGUUGAUAAACUUUACCUCUACCGAACAGUGGUUGGGACGAGAAAAGAUGCACCGCCAUAUGUUAGGAUUCUUUAGUCCGACUCCAUCCUACCCCGGACAUGGUUUUUUGGUUUAGGCUUUUGAUGUUUGGUUAGUUAGCAUAUUCUCCAAUUUUAGGUGUACUUUGCUUCAGACAAUAACUGUUUUCUAUGAACGCUUCAUGGGUUUUUAAAUAAAGUUCAAAUUGUUAUUAGAUCUGACUUUGUUAGCUUUGUAUAAUAUAUUAACCUAUAUAACG